Molecule: messenger RNA, 3342 nt
Organism: Bipolaris victoriae FI3
Lineage: Eukaryota; Fungi; Ascomycota; Dothideomycetes; Pleosporales; Pleosporaceae
Exons: 1
Coding region: 1-3342 (1113 amino acids)
Biological process (GO): transmembrane transport
Cellular component (GO): membrane
Molecular function (GO): ATP binding; ABC-type transporter activity; ATP hydrolysis activity
Source: RefSeq, a predicted model, not a curated record
AUGAUCGAAGUGCAGGAGGCACUGACGAGUAAAUCGGCUCUCGCUCUCACUGCGGCGUCAAACUUUCUAUCCGCAUUCGCCAUUGCCUUCAUCAUGAACGCGCGGCUGGCUUUGAUUCUUUGUAGCAUUCUAGUCGCCAUGAUCUUGGUGACUACGGGAACCUCGCGCUUUGCGGUCAAAAACUCCAAAAUAUCCAAGGACUUUUACUCUGUCGGCUCCAACGUUGCGUAUGAAGCGAUCUUGAACAUCAGGCACGUCGUAUCCUCCAACAGUCAAAAUCAAUUGGCUGAAAAGUACGACAAGUUCAUUCGCGGCGCUGAGAGAUACGGUAUCAAGUCACGCGUCUACAUGGCAGUUGCAUUUGGCUGGUCGAGCGGCAUGCCCAACUGGGCGUAUGCGCUAGGAUUUUGGUCCGGCGCCAAGUACUUCCUGAGCAGAGGAGAUUCUGACGUGGCAGCUGUAGUUGCCACGACGAUCACAGUGGUCAACGGUGCUUUUGCCAUGCUUCGUGUCAUUCCUCUCCUAGAAGGUUUUGUGGCGAGCAUGAGCAGCCUCAGUGCCACCUUCAAGAUUAUCCAUAGGCGGUCUGCGAUGGAUCCCUUUGAGAACACCGGAUUCAUUCCCGAUAGGCUGACAGGUAACAUCGAGCUCGAGAAUGUGGAGGUCGUCUAUCCUUCUCGAAGGAAAACCAAAGCAUUGAAAGGCGUCAACAUUUCUAUACCGGCUAGGAAGACUACUGCCUUGGUUGGUCUCUCUGGCUGUGGCAAAAGUACCAUCCUGAGCUUGCUGGAGAGGUUUUACGAGCCCACAGCGGGAUCGAUACGCGUUGACGGUGUUGACCUGGCUGAUUUGAACCUGUGUUGGUGGCGGAAGCAAAUGGCCUAUGUUGGGCAGGAACCAACGUUGUUCAACACCACAAUCUUCGAAAACAUUCGCCAUGGCUUAAUUAGCUCUGCAAAAGUGGCGACCAAUGAUAAGGAGGAUCGAGAGCGUGUGAUUGCAGCCGCGAAGGCGGCAUACGCACAUGACUUCAUCAUGGCACUGCCUCAGGGUUACGAUACCGAACUCCGCGAGAAGGGUCACUCAUUGUCCGGUGGACAGCGUCAGCGCAUAGCCAUCGCUCGUGCAAUUGUCUCGGAUCCCAAGAUACUUCUGCUCGAUGAAGCCACAGCUGCCCUUGACACACACUCGGAGAAGGUGAUUCAAAAAGCUUUGGAGUCUGCCUCUCAGACCAGGACGACAAUCGUCAUCGCACAUCGCCUUUCUACAAUACGAAAUGCAGACAACAUCGUCGUGAUGCAGGCUGGAGAGGUCGUCGAGCAAGGGAACCACGACGAACUGCUUGCACAGCGUGGACUUUAUGCAGAACUCAUCCACAGGCAUCAACUGAGAACCGCAACGACAGAAUCGGACACUAAUGAUGGAGCUUACAGCGAAGAGAGGGAAGAUGAUAGCAGCGACGACGACGACCUUGACCUCGACGAUAUAGAACUGCAGGAACUUGUCAAAAACCGCGUAGAGUCUCCCCAAGCCACGAGCAGCUCCAACAAGGAUCUCGCAAAGCAAGAUGAUAUGCCAUCAGUUUGGCGUGCUCUAUGGAUGAUUCUACAGUUGAACUGGCCCGAGCGAUGGUACCUCUGUGGAGGCAUUAUUACGUCUUUACUGGCCAGCGCCAAUCUAAUCAUACCCGCAGUUUGGUAUGCAAACACGCUGAACGCAUUCUCGCUCACAAACGCACACGAAAUGAUGCGAAGAACUGAUUUCUGGACGUCGAUAUUUGCGAUUACGGGAAUCUAUGGCUUUAUUGUUGGCAUACUCAACGGGGUCUUCUUCGCCGUUUCGACAGAGAGACUUGCCCGCCGUGUCCGCGAUGCUACUUUGCGGGCCAUCCUGCGUCAAAACAUUGGGUACUUUGAUGACAAGGCACAUGAUCUCAUACGGAUGGCUUCAAAGCUGAGCAGCAGUGCCACUGAUCUGAUGGGCUUGAGUGGCAUUGUCAUUGGCAGUAUUGUCACUUUUGCCUCGACCAUUGCCCUGGCCCUGGGCGUAGCCCUGGGCGUGGCGUGGAAGUUAUCGCUCUUCUGUCUUCCACUCGUACCUAUUCUCGCGGGACUUGGUUGGGUCCGGCUCAAGGUCAUCAUGGUCUUCGACAGCAAGAUCCGCCAAGCUGGCGAGGAAGCCGCUGCCUACGCGGGCGAGGUCGUUGGUGCAAUACGGGUUGUCGCCUCUGCCGGCUUGGAGAGGUAUGUGCUCGCCAGGUACAGCACAAUCCUGGCGACGCAAGCUGCGCAAUCUCUGGGGCCUAUUCUUCGCACCUCUGCACUUUACGCAGCAUCUCAGGGGAUCAAUUUCCUGGCCUCUGCAUUAGCAUUUUGGUAUGGAAGUUUUCUGCUCGCCCGAGGGGAAUACACUUUGACGCAGUACUACAUAUGCCUUAUUGCUCUAGUUUGGGGAGCUGCAGUUGCCGGCGCGUUGUUCAACUUUGCUCCAAAUAUGAGCAAGGCAGCACUUGCUGCCCAUGAGCUGGAGCGGCUGUUUGAAAGGACGCCAGAGAUAGACUCGUGGUCCCAGCGAGGGAAGCGAGUAUCACGCGAGGACAAUGAGGGGCACAUUGUAUUUGAAAACGUAUCCAUGGCGUACCCUUCCAGUCCGCAAACCAUGGCUCUGCGCCAUAUCAACCUCGAAAUCCCCGUGGGCAAAUUCGUUGCCAUUGUCGGCGGCAGUGGCAGUGGGAAAAGCACAGUCCUGUCGCUCCUCGAGCGAUUCUACGACCCUACGCAUGGCCGCAUCACAUUGGAUGGCCAGGAUAUUCGCCAGCUUCACCUGAACAGCUACCGACAGAUGAUCUCACUUGUCAGUCAAGAACCUGCCAUCUUCUCGGGCACAAUUCGCGAAAACCUAAUGAUUGGCCAAGAUGCCUUUGAGUUCGUCAGUGAGGAGAGACUGCACGCCAGCUGCCGAGCUGCCAACAUUCACAACUUCAUCACUUCCCUCCCAGAGGGUUACGAUACUCAGGUCGGAUCGGGCGGCAGCAUGCUUUCUGGCGGCCAAAAGCAGCGCCUCACCAUUGCUCGCGCCCUCCUGCACGACAGGCCCAUUCUGCUGUUGGACGAGGCCACGUCAGCGCUUGACAACAAUAGCGAGAAGCUCGUUCUGACUGCCUUGGAAGCAACGCGCCAAGGGCGGACCGCGGUCGCCAUCGCUCACCGGCUGGCGACUAUCCAACAUGCGGAUAUCAUUUAUGUCUUGGACAAGGGAAGGUUAGUCGAACAGGGGGCCCAUGAAGCCCUUCUGCGCAUGCAAGGCGUUUAUCAUGCCCUAGUUAAAUCUCAAGGGCUAUAG